Penicillium angulare is the source of this 1323-nucleotide messenger RNA. RefSeq lists its product as uncharacterized. Gene Ontology annotation, molecular function: transmembrane transporter activity. Gene Ontology annotation, biological process: transmembrane transport. Bases 1 to 1323 code for a protein of 440 amino acids. The record is from RefSeq and is a predicted model, not a curated record. NCBI's taxonomy places the organism in Eukaryota, Fungi, Ascomycota, Eurotiomycetes, Eurotiales, Aspergillaceae. The transcript is spliced from 3 exons.
AUGUAUAUCCUCAAUAUGAGCGAUAAUUACGAAAGGCAUGUUACGCCCAUGGGCUAUAAAUGGCGUUCCUCCAAAUGGUAUGUGCUCGCUACCAUUGCGAUCGCGCUGUAUGCUGAGACAUUUCUCUAUGGCUUUCUAGUGCCUUUCCUCGGCGACAUGCUUCAAUAUCGUCUCAAUAUCCCGCCCUCUGAAACACAAGAGUUGACAUCAUCCGUUCUUGCUAUCCACGGCGCAUUCUCCGUGAUAGCUGGCCCUAUCAUUGGGCACUUCAGCGAUCAGACUCCCAAUCAUAAGGUUCCAUUGCUAUUAUCUCUUGGCGUCUGCAUUGUCGGCACCUGUAUGGUUGCGGGCGCUCGUUCGGUCCCUAUACUAUUACUAGGCCGUGUGAUGCAAAGUAUCGCGGGAUCAGCAGUUUGGAUCAUCGGCUUCGCAACAGUCGCAGACACCAUAAGUCCGAAUUAUAUGGGUUCGGCGAUGGGACUAGUGAUGUCAUUUGCCAACUCAGGGACGAUUAGCGGACCCGCAAUCUCUGGCCUGCUGUACGAGGCUGUCAGUUACUGGGUCUUGUGGUCAGUUCCGUUACUGGUUCUAGUAAUAGACCUUGUCGCACGCGUUCUUAUGAUUGAGAGUCCGUCACAAACUUCGUCCUCUACGUCUAGCAGCCAUGCAUUAGAGAUACGUAGCCCGUUGUUAUUCCAGGGGAAUCAAGAAACUCCAUCCGGCAUCAGGAACUUCUGGCGCUCGCUGCUAUGCAACGGCCGUAUUCUAACAUGCUUGCUCAUUACAUUCUCGAGCAUGACUGUGAGUACGAGCCUUUAUGCGACGCUUCCUUCGCACAUUCAAGAGGAGUUUAAAUGGGGUCCAAGUUCUGCCGGACUCCUGUUUGCCGGUCUUGCUAUUCCAGGUAUUCUGGUCGGUCCCCUCGCUGGUUGGGUCCGUGAUAUGGUUGGGGCACGAUACCCAGCGGUAAUCGGUUCUAUCCUUCAGGCAUUAUUCCUAGGCCUGUCCGGAAUCGCAGGGAGUGAUAGCUUCUCCUGGUCCAGCGCUCAGACUGGGGGCAAAAGUAUCUACUCAACCUCUGUCAUUGCUAUCGGCAUACUGCGACCAUUCGUGUCAGGUAUCGCACCCGCCGAGUUGACCGCUGCUGCUAAAACAAUUCGGGAGAAGAACCCAAGCCCUUUUGGGGCUAAAGAUGGCGUAUCACGCGUAAUCGCCAUGAUGGACGUUGCUGCCUCGCUUGGCGAGAUGAUUGGUCCAAUCGUAGGCGGUUCGCUUAACGCGCUACUCGGUUACGAGUAUAUGAGCUUGACGUGGAGUAAGUAA